AUGGAACCACCUCAUUCCGUCUCCUUCAACCCCAAGGGAUCUAUGAUGUCUGUGAUGAGCAAUCCAACAAACAUUUUCUGGCAUGAAAGCACAGUAGGGAAAACCGAAAGACAAAACCUAAUCAACCAACAGGGAUGUGUUGUAUGGAUCACAGGUCUCAGUGGAUCAGGUAAAAGUACACUUGCAUGCUCAUUAAACAGAGAACUACACUCCAGAGGAAAACUUUCCUAUGUUCUUGAUGGUGAUAAUGUUAGACAUGGAUUAAACAAAAACCUUGGAUUCUCACCCGAAGAUAGAACUGAAAACAUUCGUCGUGUUGGAGAAGUAGCUAAGCUAUUUGCAGAUGCUGGAUUAAUCUGUAUAGCCAGUCUGAUAUCUCCUUACAGAAAAGAUCGCGAUGCAUGUCGUGCAAUGUUGACAGAUGCAAAUUUUAUAGAGGUGUUCAUGAACAUGUCUCUUGAAGUGUGUGAAAGAAGAGAUCCUAAAGGCCUUUACAAGCUUGCAAGAGCUGGGAAGAUUAAAGGCUUUACUGGGAUUGAUGAUCCUUAUGAACCACCUUUGAAUUGUGAGAUUAUGAUUGAAGAAAAAGAUGGAGUUUGUCCUACACCAUGUGAUAUGGCUGGACAAGUAGUUUCUUACUUGGAUGAAAACGGGUUUCUUCAUGCUUGAAAAUGGGUGAUCAACUUUGACUUGUUUGACCUGUUGAUUUUCGGAUGAAUAUUUUGAAGUUAAAUAUGUGAACCUUUAAUCUUGUAGAAAUGAAAACUUUAGGUUGACUAAAAAUUGUCUAAUUGCAUAUUUGAUAUGUUAUAGUGUGUGAUGUCAUUAGUAUUUGAAUUAUUUAUACCAAUUGUAUAAAGUAUAAACCAUGUCAAAUAAAAGGUAUUGAAAGUCAAUAUUGUAAUAA
This is a messenger RNA of Lactuca saligna, 907 nucleotides long. The record is from the annotation of a GenBank genome assembly. NCBI's taxonomy places the organism in Eukaryota, Viridiplantae, Streptophyta, Magnoliopsida, Asterales, Asteraceae.